GCUGGUGCGCCGUGCAGGGAGACAGAGAGAGACAUCUGAAGUGCGUUCGAGCUGCUUGUUUCUCCUGGCUAGAAAGGCAUUUCAGUUCAGACUUUUGAUGUCAACGUGGACGAUUGCGUGCUGUAUUCGUCCUUGUGGCGUCCCCGGCCAUGGGGUCUGACAACCCUGCUUCAAUGCGCUGGGCUGGGUCUGCAGUGGCUGCGAGUUCCACAAGGUUUUGAGCAGCUGCACGUUCUUCCAUUCAAAGACGAGAAGAGCAAUUUGCCACGAUGUUUUCCAUUGCAUCCAUUAACGAUGAACAAGGCCAGACACCCCAGCAGCAGCUGGGACCUACCAAGGAGGCUCAGGAGUUUCGCCUGGCGCAGAUGUACCAAGAUGCGCUUGUGCACAUGCAAAAGGGCCAGAAGAACGAGGCGCGACCACUUUUUGAAGCAAUUCUGCGGGACAGGCUGUAUGCACAGGGGGAGGCCCACGCCCCGCUUGAGUCCAACACACUGCUCCAGCUGCGCUUCCUCUCCCUCAAAAACCUGGCCGGCCUGCACGCCGCCUCGCCCUCCCGUGCCGACAAGCUCGAGGGUCUGCGCUGCUAUUUCCAGGCCGCAGCAAUCGACGAUAAGGACGUGGUCGUAUGGCAUCGGGCGGGCGCGCUAGCGAGCGCCGUGGGGCGGCUGGAUGUGGCGCGCAAAAGCUUCGAGCAGGGUCUGAAAUGCAGCCCGAAGCACUGGGGUUGCUUGGAGAAGCUGACGGAGGUCCUUCUGGCGAUUGGCGACGAGGUUGGGUGCGAAAAACUCGUCAGGCGAAUUUUGAGAAUGGACUCUCAGCAUCGGCGAAGCAACGAGAUUGUCCAAGCCAUCCAAGGAGGCUUGUUCAUACGAGAAGAAACCGGGGUAGAAGCGGCGGUUGGGAAAGGAGAGAAAAGCGCGCUAGCUGCUGGUUCCUUGGUAAAGAAGGGGAUGCCCAGUGAGACGGAACCGGACGCGGGGGCUGACGUGGCACCUCAAGGCAAGGAAGAGGAGAGAGGUUUGGGGUUUGCAUUCGACGCGCUCGAGCCGCGCCUGUCGGAUUCGCCGCGGAGAAGAGUUCCUGCGGUGCAGAGGGAGGAAUUGGCGGGGUUGAAAUUGCGUUUGGCGCGGCCCGAAUGGUCCGCUCUAGUUCUUGAGCUGCAAAAUGCGAUCAACGGGGCCGGUAAGGGGUUGGAAUCCGAGACGGACGGGGGCAGUCAGAGGCUUGAUACUGAUUCGAAAGCGGUGAGCGAGCAGAGGAGUGCUGCGGAAGGCCCUGUAGAGAGUAAGGUGGAGGGUGAAAGGGAGGCUGGUGAAGAAACGAGUUUGGCCACUGCGAGUGACAGGGCCUCCGGUGGUGACAAUCCGUUGAGCCUGCCGGGAGAGGGCAGACCUGCCGGCCUUAACAGAGGGGAAGCGCAAGGUGACGAGGGAGAAACGAACGGAACGGAGAAGAACGGAAUCAAAAGUACGAGAACUGGCGUGACGGGGAUCGAAGGUCGCGCCUGGACGCUGCAGACGCCUCUCGUGUUCGAAAUUGCGAAGGGGGGUGACUUAGGGCGAGAUAUGCAAGCAAAGAUUACGGAGCCCGUAACCGUUCCUUCCGCAGCGACCCUUAACGUCGCUUCAAGCCCGGCCCAGGUCCCGGACAGAGCGGAAAGCGGAAAGGUAGAACCUGGAAACGAGCCGGAAAAGCUUAACGACGUAGAACUGCAAGGUGUAGAAGCAGGCGGUGCGUCUCGGUCUGCGGGAGAGAAGGAAGGGGAAAGGGCGCUCGAUGCGGUUGUGACUGAGGCAGCGGAAACGUCAUGUAAGGCAGCAGAUCAGAUAGAUACGAAAGAAGAGCUUCCUAAAAACGGUGUAGAAGGUAGUGCGGAACAUACCGCCCAAGUAGUGGAAGCCGUGACUCUUUUAGAGGGGACAAUUGUAAUUGAUUUGGAGCAAGCUUCUGCGGGGUCUCCUGAGCAGGGUGUGGAUUCGGGGGGUGAGCCAAAGGACGGGACCGGAGGGACAGCUGUCGUUAGACCAAACGAGGGCCGGGAAAAAAAUGAAAGCGCCCGGGUAGUUUCACCGACCAAAGCAAAAGGGCGGGAGGGGGGUGCGGAGAAGCGAGAGCGGCGCAUGACUCGUGCGCUGAGAGAGCGGGGUUCGAAAGAGAAAGAGAAGAAGGUGGAUGGAAAGAAGAAAGAGGCAGUCAGGAAAGAGGCGGAAGCGCCAGAGCCAAAAGAUGUGUGGGCGACUUUGGGGCGGUUUGUGGUCGGCGGUCCUGGUCAGGGUUCGAAAGUUACUGGAGCUGCGGACGGCUCAAAAAGCAUCACAAACGGAGAAACAAAUGGCAAGGGGGGUGUUGAGCAAAGCAAGCAGGGGGAAGGUCAGAUAGAGACGGGGCAAGGUGAGGCGACCUUUAAAGAUGGGAAGCGGAACGCAGUGGACGCCCCGCUCUCGACGUCAGCAGGUUUUGAGGCGUUUCUGGAUGCGGUAGAAGCUAACAGCGGGGCGCUCGAUGUCGGGCCCCGCUUGUUAGAACAGCUGGCGGCAAGAGCUGACGUGGCGUUAGACUCUACCUCAAUCGACGCACUGUUAUUGGUCGAGUCGCUGAUGCGAAACUGGGGGGCGGAGCGGUCGCCGCAGUGCAGCCUCUGGCUGGCGCAGCUGCAUCUAGACCGGGCGGAAAAGCGAGAGGACGGGGAGACGCCGGAAAGCUCAAGGGAGAGGACGGAAGCUGCGGCGAGGGAGGGGAACCGGUGCCUGUGCGAGGUGGUGGAGUGGUGGGCCGUCAGGAAUGCGGAGGAGGGGAUCGAGUUUGGGGGGGUUCUGCAACCCGGGGAAGGACCGCCCCGGGAAGGGGGAGAGACUGACCGGAAUGCGGAUGACACGUCAGCCGGGAGAGGAGCAGGCGGGUGGGCCAUAGAGGAGAGUGUAAAUGCGCUCGAUUGGCGGUUCUGGGCGAAGUUUCAGUGGGCGGCGUCGAGGCUGGCGUUCCUGGAAGGGAAGCGCGCACGGGGCAUCGAGUGCGUGCACGAGUGUGCAAAGCUUAUGGAACUUACGACGUCAGCAGACGUGCAAACAGAGGAGGCUAACGCAGCCGCAGAGUUAGCCGGAAAGGCCGGAGAAAAAGGCGUUGAUGGAAUCUCAUCGCCUAUGGAUGUGGAGUCUCCCACGUUCCCUGGCGGUCAGCUCAAGGGUCGCGAAGACAACAAGGUGUCAACUCCGACACCCCAGCUGACGUCACAGAGCCUGCCACGUGGCGCCCCUGAGACGCUUCAGCUGGGCUGCGGCCUUCGGCGUCCAACGCUCGCCCUUUCGGACGUCCGAGGGAAGCUGCAGGAACUAGAGACGGACGAGCUGCUGACGCGCUCAGUCGCGGCGCUGCGCGAGGCCGGGGACUCCGAAGGCCUCGUCUGUCUCCUGGCGCCGGUCGUGCUUCCUGGCUGGGAGGCACCGGAUGACAUCGAUCCACCUUCCGCUGACGUCAGCCGAGGCGGUGUGAAUAUUCCGGGCCGGAUGACGCCCGCAGACGUCCGCAAUGGAGCGCCAGGCCGGGGGACCCCUGAUGACGUCAGCAACGAGGUGCCGCGCCAGGGGAUCUCUGCCGAGGCCGGCGCUACGAAGUCCGCCCCCUCGAAAACUCUCGUUGCUGACGUCAGCAGGCACCCGCCGGCCCUGGACACGCGGCGGAGACUGGAGGCGCUGCGCGCGCUGCUGGAUGCGUGCCGGAAAGGGGGGCCGGGGUAUCUACCGACGGAGCUGCGUGCACGGGGGGAGGUUUUGGAAAUCCUGGCGCGUGUCAGCGGGUGGUUGGACGGGAGCCGGGAGGCGUGGCUGGAGUUUGACAUCGAAGGGGUGUUCGGGGGGGUAGGAGCGGCUGGUGUUUUGGGGGGAGGCUCGGUGGAGGAACGUGCGGAGAGAAUGCAGCGGGUGGGGCGGCUGAUCGGAGCGGAGCUGCGGGCGGUGGGGGUAUGCGCGCAAGGGCUGCGAGAAGCGUGGAGAAAGGCGCGGUCGAAGUCUGUUGCAGGGCUUGGUGCGGAGCACUUUGCCCCGCUUCAACGGCUGCUCCUCGACAUCGUUGCCAAACUGUACACCUCCGGGCGGCUAUCCAAACCGAAGCCCGCUACCGCCGCCCGAUCAGACAGCACCAUGCUCAUCGACGGCCUCGUCGCGUUCUGCCGGUUGCAACACCUAACUCUGCUCGGCGGGAAGCAGAGUCCGCCCGCUGGGGCGCAGAUUCCGGCGGAAUCGGCGGCCGUGUCGCAGCAGGUCGCUCUGCUCGCGAGCGCGCACCGGCUGCUCGCGGACAAAGGGCUCUGUUGCGCUGGAGACGGCGGGGCGCCGUUUCUCAAGAUGGCAAUUCAGCUUUUGACCGGCCUCGAUGCGCGGCUAGCGGCGCUUGUGGGCGCCAAACGAGACGCUGACGUCAGGGAAGGCGCGGAGGUUGCGAGCGGGGAGGAGGCGAGAGCGGGUGCGAAGCGCAAACUAGAGGGCGGGGAGAGUCCCGGUCGAGUGAAGCGGUUGCGCCUGGGAACCGGCGGGGAUUCCCCGCUGUCGGAUGCAAGAUUCUACGGUCCAGAUUCACCGGAUGCGGGCCGGUUCGGGAAAGAGCGGCUGGGGCCCGCUAAGAAGCGGCUUGAAAGAAGCGCGUCUCAGAGACAGAUCCGGUUCUCGAGGGCGGAUGCUAGUCCAGUCAAAGCACCGGACGGAUCGACGGUAGUGGAUGCGGACAGAGUUGCGGAUGGAAGGUCCGCCCAGAACUUGGACGGACUCUCCAACGGAAACCUUGACGGAAGUCCGAUCGGGGUUGCGGGUGGAACGCUUAACGGAAACGCGGACGAGUCGGAAAAUGGCGACGAGAUUCUGGCGGGGUUAAGGAGGGAGACUGGGUUAGCAGCGGAGCUAAACCAGGCCUUUUUCUGCCUGUACGGUCUAAAUCUGCAGGAGGGGGCCGGGCAGCCGAAACUGGAGAAGCACGAGAACACGAGCAAGGGCGACUUCGGUACGCAGGAGCAGUGCGCGGAGGUGAUGCGGUACAUCGUGCCCUAUGCUGAGAGCUGCUCGCCCGACCGGCUGAAGGCCCAUCUCCAGGAAGUUCUCCAGGCCAUCCACAAGCAGUUCCCCCAGCCCCCCCCGGAGGUCCUCGCCCGCUUCUCCGUCGAGCCCUUCCUCGAAGGCAAGGUUCCGUUGGGCUCCGUUGGCGGACAAGCGGAACUCCAGUCAACCGGAGCCGCCCCUGCUGUUGGCACCGUGCAAGGGCAAGCUUUCCCGGGGCAAAAGGGUGCGGUGGUUCAGAGUUCUCAGGUAAAAGGGAAUACCGGUAGAGAGACUACCGGGAGCUCCGUGAAGCCAGCCAGUCUACGGUUGGCGCUUUCGCCCUCAACCUCGCCAGAAAGCGGCCGCCCGGAGAGAGAGCCUGUUCACACUGGGACGGCCACAUCCCCUGGAAUCCCCCGAGAUGCCGUCCAAACAGCAACACAGCGGACGGUCACGUUUGACGACAGCGUCCGAGCGGCUUCGGACGGCGUCCAAACGUCGAUAGAAGGUGUCCGGAAUCCGCCGGAGGCCGUCAGAACGGCGCCGCAACCCGUCCGGAUACUGCCGGACGGCGUCCAUAGGGGUGUGGAAGGCGUCCGAACGGCGGAUGCGGACAUCCGAAAGGCGGCCGCGGACGUCCGAAAGGCGGGGCCUUUCGCUGAGGUGUACUCGAAACUCUACUUCCUACUGGCUCAGGUCGAGGAGAUUAACGCGGGGUUGGAAGCCCCCGGGUUUGCACUGAGCGACGAGGGGCGGCGGUACUUUGACAGAAUGCAGAGCUACUACAAGUACGACCUGUGCUACCACCCGCAGCGGCUGGCGAGCUGGGAGAGACUCGCAGAGAUCUACGAUGAGGAGGUGGACCUUCUGUUAAACGACGGCGGCAAGCAGUUCACCGCUCAGCAGUGGCGGGAAGACCCGUCUCGCAUGGCCCGGGUCGCUAGCGGCCGGAAGGCGUGCCGGCAAGCCAGCUUGCGGGCACUGGCGCUUGCCCCGACGGAAGACAAAAAGUACGAGCUAGAGCGGUGGAACGGCUCGGUCCUGUAUGACGUCAUCCAGGACGUGGUGCCCCUCUCCGACCAGCGCCGCAUCCAGCUCCCCAGGGACGACACGUGGCGCGCCCUCUGCUCAGAAGCAUUGGGGCACUUCGAGCGGAGCUACGUAUGCAGCAACGACUGGGAGCUGCUGAUCCCCCUUGGCCGCCUCUCCCAAAAGCUCGGACGCCCCACGUCCGAAGCGCUGGACCUGUACGGCCGGGCGUCCGAUUCCGCCGGUCUAGUUGUCCUCCCGGUCUACCGCCUACACGCCUCCCGCGCAAAACUGCUCUGCGAGCUCCGCUCGCGUCCGGUGACGUGGUCAGCGAUCCAGGAUCUACGGGUUUUGGACGGUGGGUUGACGUCAGGAGAGCAGCUGACGUCAGAAGGGGCGCUGACGUCAAAGGAAAUGCCGUCGGCAGAUGCAGGAAAGGGAGCGGGCGGAGAGUCGGACGUGUGGGAGGGUUUGAAGGCGGUUGCGAGGCACUGUUUCUUGCCGGCGACGGCGCGCAAGCUGCGGGGGUUAGCGAUGAAGGCGGAAGUGCGGGGCCCUUAUGUUGGAGAACAGAGCGACGAGGAGAAAGCGGGAGAGGGGAAAGCGCUUGAGGAGACUGUGCAGAAAAGCGGCGGAAAGAGUUUGGAGAAGGAAGCUCAAGACGAGGAAACGAAUGUUGAGAAGAGUUCGCCGGCAGGUGUUCAGGUAAAUACUCAGGGCGCAGACGAGAGAAUGGAGAUUCGUAUGGAGUCUAUGGAGACUCCUGACAUGAUUGGUGAAGCGGACUUGUUAGAGAAACGCGCUGGACUGAUGGAAGUCGAAGGGGGAGCCGAUAUACAAGUGGGGACCGGAGAGGCUGGUACGGACGUCGACGAGAAGCGCCCGGAGAUCCGCGCAACUGGUCCGGAAGUCACAGACACGGAUGUCGAAAACGAGGGAAGGCGAUCGGGCGACGCGAAGCCGGCCGCGGCCGCCCCGCCGGCCGAGAUUUCGAGACUUUCGCACGAAGACGCGAAGCCGGCCGCGAGCGCGCCCCUGGCCGAGGUUUGGAGGGUUUUGCACGAGGACGCGGUCGCCGGGCUGCGGUUCUGCAUCUUCAACGAGCUGAAGCACUUUCACAAGGCGCGCUUUCGCGUGGCGCAUGCUUUGCUGGUGGGGGCAGGGGGGGAACUAGAGCGGGCGGCGGUGGACGCGGCGAAGACCGAGCUGGAGUUUUUCUUCCGGACGGCCAAGGGGGCCUUCUGCGUGAACGUGUGGGAGCUGGACGCGCAGAAGAAGAAGAAGGCGGCGACGCUGCCGUGUGGCCGCAGGGUCCACGUGGAGCAGAGCCUGGCGGAGAGCGCGCGCAAGUUCGCCACGUGCGUGCGCAAGUACCUGAUGCUGUACCUGCGGCUGUGCGAGCUGACGUCAGACUGGGAGGCGCUCGAGCGCGCGGCGCACUUCUUGCGCACCGACAAGAAGUACUCCUUCUUCCUGAGCGACCUGGCCCAGCUCGCCAUGGGCCUGUACGUCGCCGUCCUCGCGGCCGCCAUUCGGCGCGCCCAGCUGCGCCCCGGCGCCGAAACCCUCAAACCUCUCCUGGAGCAAGCGUUCGGCGUAUGGCUGGAGAACGCGGGCAACUGGAAAGCCACGGUCCUGAAAGCGCUAGAAGAGGUGAAACUCGGACGGGAGCUGCGAGAGCCGAUUGCGGGCGUCCAGGAAGAGGACUUUUUCAGAUACUCGUCGUCUUACAUCGACAGCCUCGCUCGCGCGCACAACGCCCCCGCACUCGGCGCCGCCUACGAGCGCCUCCGAAAGCGCUCGCGCAGCCACCGUUGCACUGCCGACAACGGCACUUUGGCGCUCUGCCGAAAGGCGAGCGCGGCCUGGGCGGCCGCGCUGGCAGAAACCCUCGAGGAUUUGGAGGGUUUGGCGGAAUCGGAGAAGCGCAGCAGAGCCACGGCUUCGGACAAGGAAGGGCUGGAGGAUGGUGGAAGAACGGGCGAGGUACUCGCAGCAGAAACAGGGAACGCGGAGAAGGCGGCAAACGAGGGUGAGGAGGGGACUCGUGUGAGGGAGGGUUUGCCGGAGGUUCAAUCAUCGAGGGAGCCAAUCUCUGAAGGCAGUAAAGAGGCACGUCAUGAAGCGUCUGGGGCCGCCGCAGACGAGCGCCACGUGUCAGGGGCCUCAGAGGAGAGGGGAGAGAAGCGCAAGCGGGCGUCGGAGGAAUUGGAGGAAGCCACCCUGGGGAAAUCGCCUGCUACGACUUCCAGCUUAGAAGGGCCGAAGAGACACCGGGGAGAUUCGCCGACUGCCGUACCAACGCUGGGCUCAGUAUCGGACCCAGCAGCAACGGUGGAGGGGGGUGAAGAUUCAAGAGCGGCCAAGCGGAGCAGAGUAGCGGAACAAGAACGGAACGAGGGGCCGGAAACGGAACGGACGGACGUGACGGAAAUCCAGACGGCUGCAGCGGGGCCAGGGAAGGAAACAGGCGCAGGCUCUGCUCCCACAUCGCCAGGUGUCAGCUUGGCGGCACCUCAUGACGGCAGCACGCAGAAGAUUCUGUCACCUGUCGUCGGGGGCGGUCGAGAGGAUUCGCCUGUGGCAGCAGCCACCCGUAGGUCGCGGCGCUCCGUCGAAGGGGGGGUCGAAACGCCCGGAAAAUCCCACCCCUUGCUGCGUGCGCUUGGUGCACGGAGCCACUCCCGAAAGCAGGGCGAACUCGGGGAGGGGGGAAGGAGCCAGAGUCAGAGAGCGUCAGCGGAAGCCCCCGACAAGGAGCAACCCGCAGGAGUCAAAAAUUUGACUGAAUCAGACGAGGGUCCGGAAUGGAAAGCGCGUGCAGUGUCUGUCCUAAAGUCAGCCCUCGCGAUGUAUCGGGACUUGGUCUCGGUUUUGGGUCCCGUGUUGACAGUGGCGUCCGGUGACGGGAAAGCAAAGGCUGAGCAUGAUUUGGAGCAGGAGAAAGACAAAGCGGAAGAGAAAAGACAAGCGGAGGCAAUGCUGCUGCGGGCUUUCGCGCUGGUGCAUGCGCGUGAGGCCGCGGGCGUGGACGAAGUCCUGCGACUGCAUGAAGAGGUCCCUAAGAAGCGGCUAAAGAAAGCGGGCGCCAUUCGACGGGAUUAGUGGGUCUGACUGGGGUGUGCAUCUCGCUGAUUGUGCGUCCACUGUAGGUUGAUUCAGGCGCCUGUUGGGCAUCUUUCCUGGGUAUAGUAGUUGAACUUGAUACGCACUCAACAUAAAGCCUGAUUGUCCUCUGUUUCAUGUCGCUGACCCUGAG
This is a messenger RNA of Klebsormidium nitens, 9315 nucleotides long. The record is from the annotation of a GenBank genome assembly. Lineage: Eukaryota; Viridiplantae; Streptophyta; Klebsormidiophyceae; Klebsormidiales; Klebsormidiaceae.